UCACACUCUGUAUCUAUAUUUAUACCUCAGUAUUGGGUUUAACAAGAGAAAGUGUUUGUAGUGAGCAAGCAAAGAAAAGAAAAUGGAACACAAAAACUAUGAAUCAUCAUCAAUUUCUUCAACCUCUAUGAGAGAUCAGUAUCUGAAACAACUCAACAAGCUUUCACAUAACAUUUCCAAACCCAACGUUAAGAAACCCACCUUCGAUUCUCUCCCCGACUCUCAGCCACAGGUGUACAACAUCAGCAAGAACGAUUUCAGGGACAUGGUCCAAAAGCUCACUGGUUCGCCCGGUCACAGCCACCAACCCAAACCGCUUGCAACCUCUCGCCUCCACCGCCUCCGCCCGCCGCCGCUUCCGCAGGUUCUCAGCCACCGUCCGCCGCCUCACCCCGUCGCCGCCGCGCCUCCCUCACCUCUACCGCCGUUUCCCAGUGUCCACGCGGAGUCCCCUGUCUCGGCGUACAUGCAGUUUCUGCGGAACUCGAUGCCGUCGUCUUCUUCGCAGUCGGAGUUUCAGAUACCGGCUUCGCCGGUCAGUUUCGGAUACUUGAAUUCGGUUUCCUUUGUUCCCCUGUCACCGACUAUGCCGGUUUCCACCAGAGAUCCUUGAGACUUGUGUUUGUUGUGAGUUGGACCUGUUUUGAACCUCCUAAGACCUUG
This is a messenger RNA of Vigna angularis (adzuki bean), 663 nucleotides long. RefSeq names its product VQ motif-containing protein 9. NCBI's taxonomy places the organism in Eukaryota, Viridiplantae, Streptophyta, Magnoliopsida, Fabales, Fabaceae. The coding region runs from base 83 to 613 and encodes 176 amino acids. The record is from RefSeq and is a predicted model, not a curated record. The transcript is spliced from 2 exons.